Messenger RNA from Sporothrix brasiliensis 5110, 252 nucleotides. RefSeq lists its product as uncharacterized. Bases 1 to 252 code for a protein of 83 amino acids. The transcript has a single exon. The record is from RefSeq and is a predicted model, not a curated record. Lineage: Eukaryota; Fungi; Ascomycota; Sordariomycetes; Ophiostomatales; Ophiostomataceae.
AUGUACGGCGAGUACGCUGCUCUAGGACACAUAUUUAGUGACGGCCGCGUGCCUCUGUGGAAGUGGGUGGAGCCGGCGGUUCCGUACGGCCCACUACGGGGUAUGUGGGAGACGGAGCUUGCCCAGGCGUUGGAGGAUGGCCAGUGGCGCGGCGGCACGGACCUGAUGCUGUUAGUGGCCGGCGUGUCGGAGGCGACGCGCCAGUCGCUCGUUGCGCGCCGGUCGAGCUCGCUCAGGGUGUUGACGUGCUAG